Molecule: messenger RNA, 819 nt
Organism: Notodromas monacha
Lineage: Eukaryota; Metazoa; Arthropoda; Ostracoda; Podocopida; Cyprididae
Source: the annotation of a GenBank genome assembly
GUUAUUAUUAUCGUUACAGGCAUCAAACGGGUGUCUUCCGAAAAUCCGUAUAUAUAUAUAGUCGUCACAAAGUGGCCCGAGAUUAAUUACUAAUCCCGGACUCAUUUCCUUAUUUCGAAAAUAAUGCUCACGUCGAUUGCAUCGAGAACCUCAGCUGGGUAUCGCGGGACCUCCACAGCAGCAGCAGGGAUGCCCAUAAUUACGAAAUCGAGGCGGAAAUUCUCUGGAACGAGUUCCAACUGGAUUGUGAUAUGGCUGACAGCAUUAGUAACUUGUUCGUUGUCCGGAUCAGUGGCCGGUCGAUGCACCAGCGACAGUCUCGUUUUGUACAGAGCCGAACUGACCACCAAGUGGUCCCGAGACGCCUUUCCCAAGCAUUAUCCCGAAUGGCGACCACCGGCACAAUGGACUAAAUUCAUUGGAAGGUCCCACGAUGACACAUUCUCGCUUUUCCGAAUCGGAGAAACUGCUUCGGAAGGUAUGCAGUCGUUUGCAGAAUCUGGUCGAUCCGAAUUGCUUGACGAACAUGCGCAGGGCAAGGAUGGCAUUUUAGAUUCGUUCGCCGGUCCCGCAAUCAGCCAAGGCGCCGGGAAGUCUAACGCCGAGUUCUUCGCUGAUGCGAAUCAUACUCUGGUGUCCUUCGCUAGCAGAAUUGUACCGUCUCCGGACUGGAUCAUCGGCAUGGACAGCUUGAAUUUGUGCGCCGACGGUCGAUGGGCUGACGUCAUGUCGGUCGAGUCAAUAUUGCAAGGCAAGUCGGAAUUGAGUGGUUUCAGCCAAUCUCUAAUCAUGGUUUCUUGGGACUCUGCUGGACCAUAA